This is a messenger RNA of Choloepus didactylus (southern two-toed sloth), 3485 nucleotides long. It is a transcript of the gene ZNF512, whose product is annotated as zinc finger protein 512. The record is from RefSeq and is a predicted model, not a curated record. The coding region runs from base 124 to 1836 and encodes 570 amino acids. The transcript has 14 exons. Gene Ontology annotation, molecular function: zinc ion binding. Lineage: Eukaryota; Metazoa; Chordata; Mammalia; Pilosa; Megalonychidae.
AGUAGAUUUUCAGAAAGGGGCUCGGUAGUGCCGAGCCCACAUCCGGGAGAGAAGAAGAGAGCGGAAGUGGCGUUGGUCUGGCCGGAGCCCUUGGGUGAAUUUGUUAGGCGUGGAGAGGGAGUGAUGUCUUCCAGACUCGGUGCAGUUCCCGCUACUCCGGGACCCACCUCCUUUAAGCAGCAGAGGAGCACGAGGAUCGUGGGCGCUAAGAAUAGCAGGACCCAGUGCUCCAUAAAGGAUAAUAGUUUCCAGUACACCAUACCUCAUGAUGACUCCUUAAGUGGCUCAUCAUCUGCCUCUUCAUGUGAACAUGUGAGCGAUGUUCCAGCAUCCUUCCGAAAAUCUACCUACUGGAUGAAGAUGAGAAGAGUCAAACCUGCUGCUACUUCGCAUAUUGAAGGAUCAGGUGGAGUAUCAACCAAAGGAAAAAGGAAACCCAGGCAGGAAGAAGAUGAAGACUAUCGAGAAUUUCCUCAGAAGAAGCAUAAACUUUAUGGGAGGGCAGGGAGGAAGCAACGACCUAAAACACAGCCAAACACACCCAAAUCCCAGGCUCGUCGUUCUCGGAAGGAACCACCCGCUUAUGCAGCAGGCAGUUUGGAGGAGCAAUGGUACUUAGAAAUCGUGGAUAAAGGCAGUGUUUCCUGUCCUACCUGUCAGGCUGUGGGGAGGAAAACCAUAGAGGGUUUAAAGAAACACAUGGAAAACUGCAGACAGGAAAUGUUUACUUGUCAUCAUUGUGGGAAACAAUUUCGUUCACUGGCAGGGAUGAAGUAUCACGUCAUGGCGAACCAUAAUAGCUUGCCCAUUUUGAAGGCCGGAGGUGAACUACAUGAGCCAAGUGAGAGGGAGCAGCUCCGAACAGUUCUAAAGAGACUGGGAAAGCUCAGGUGCAUGCGUGAGAGUUGCUCUAGUAGCUUUACCAGCAUCAUGGGAUAUCUGUACCAUGUCAGAAAAUGUGGCAAAGAGGCUGCAGAGCUGGAGAAAAUGACCCUGAAAUGUCAUCACUGUGGAAAGCCAUAUAGAUCGAAGGCUGGACUUGCCUAUCACCUGAGGUCAGAGCAUGGGCCUAUCUUCUUUCCAGAGUCAGGACAGACAGAGUGCUUAAAGGAGAUGAGUCUGGAGCCAAAGAGUGGGGGCCGAGUUCAGCGGCGUUCUGCGAAGAUUGCUGUAUACCACCUGCAGGAGCUGGCCACUGCUGAACUGGCCAAAGAAUGGCCUAAGAGGAAGGUACAUCAGGACCUGGUACCUGAUGAUCGCAAGUUGAAGUAUACUCGCCCUGGGUUACCUACGUUCAGCCAGGAAGUGCUGCACAAAUGGAAGGCAGAGGUCAAGAAGUACCACCGCAUUCAGUGUCCUAACAAGGGUUGUGAGGCUGUCUACAGUAGUGUAUCUGGCCUUAAAGCUCACCUGGGCUCUUGUCCUUUGGGAAACUUUGUGGCUGGCAAAUACAAGUGUCUUCUGUGUCAGAAAGAGUUUGUGUCGGAGAGCGGUGUCAAGUACCACAUCAAUUCUGUCCACGCUGAGGAUUGGUUCGUUGUAAACCCAACGACGACCAAAAGCUUUGAAAAGCUGAUGAAGAUUAAGCAGCGGCAGCAAGAAGAAGAAAAGCGGAGGCAGCAGAACAGGAGCAGAAGGACUCUGAGAAGGCGGCAGCAGCCUGGCAUUGAGCUUCCUGAGUCAGAGCUGAGUCUUAGAGUAGGGAAGGAUCAGAGGAAGAAUAAUGAGGAACUGGCAGUGUCGACCUCCUCUAAGGAACCAGAGCAGGAGCCAGUGACCGUACAUUUCCAGAAAGUAAGGCCCCCAAAGACUAAUCAUAAACGAGGAAGGAAAUAGGCAGGCAGUGAGAGAGCACUCCUAGGAGAGUGGCUGUGAUGCCGUUGUCACGGGAACCUGUGCUGGGGGGACUGAGUCAUGGGGCUGAGUGGAGAGAAGUCUACUCCUUCAGCUGUUUGUUUAAGGCUGUGACUUCCUCAGCUCCUUCCUCCUGUGUAAAUGUCCCUGUUUUCCCUCCUUAUUCACUUUCUCCCCUUUUCUGGCAGGUUUUCCUGCUGUUCCUCAUGGUGCCCUCUUGUUUUUCUGAUUCUUACCUUUUCCAAAGUUCUCCCUCUUAAGGCCAACUGUGGUCCCCUCUCGCCCUGUACAAGAUUAACAAACCUGUUUUCCUUCCUGGGGAGUAGAAUGUUCUUGGAAGCUUCAUUGAUUUAGUAGCCACUCCAUCACCUAGCUUAUAAAAACAAUUCCAAACUAAUUUUUUAAAUCAUAACUGAUUUAUCAUUUUGUAUUUGUGAUAUAAGAAGGCUAGAAGCUAGAACUGUUGUCACUUAUGUAAUAGGGUUGCCCUCUCUCCUUGGGAAACAGACUUUAUGGAGGCUGUUUGUCCUCUCAAUAUGAUUUUAGGAUUGAAAGUAAGAACAUGGAUUUAGGAUGAAAGAGCUAGAACCUCCCUUCUCUAUAUACUGGGAAAUGUUUUGUUUGUACUAAGUAGCAGUGACUAGACCCACAGGCAUGAAAAAGCAGGCUUUAGAGUAAUGUGUCCCAAACAUUAAAAUGACUGGAAAGAAAAAGUAGAAGCAGCAAUAAAUACUAUCCUAACUGGAGCUGGAGGCCACCUCGGUUGCUCUGAACUGUGCCAUCCAGAAGCUUGCUUCUGCUCCCUUGGUUUUAAUGAUUGAGAAUGUUUUGAUGUUUUGACACAGUAUCCUGCUCCUGGUUAUGCCACCAAGAUUGGCAGCCGAGGUCACUUUCCUUCUCCCCUGGACUUGACCUCCCUUGCUAGUCUACACUGCCUGAGUCCUCAUCCCUCCCUCUAGCCAUCCUCUUGUCUCUGAAUUUUCUGAGUGUUGCCCUUCCAUGGAGUUCUAUCCUUUCUAUAUCUUGAGACCUUGACACCAGAUGUAGAUAUUUGUCUGGAGCUGGAAAGAAAAAUUCAUUCUUAAUUCAUUCUUUAUCCCUACCUGGUCAUGUCAGAUGGACUGUUUCUCUUUGAGGCUGGCUUUCUCUAGAGCGUUGGCUCUGUUGUAGUGUUUCUGAUUCUCUUCCCCCUUUUUCAUAAAUAUUAGUCUUAUAUAUUCUUGCCUAUUUUUGUGGCAUAUGCUAUGUAGAAGUAAGUAAGGGACCCUUAACUCUGUUGUGGACAGGUAUCACCUUUUCAAAUUCUGAAAGGCUAUUUCAACUCUAACUCUCUGUUCUUCUCUGUGCUCCUCCAAUAGCUUUAAAGUGUGGGCUUUUUUGAAGACCACUUUCAUACAAGGGAGCUACAAAACCUGAUAUGGAUACUGCCAGUAUAGGUCGUUUUGAUUGAAACAAGUGGAGGAGAUGGCAUAUUCACACUGCAUUCUCAAAAAGGCAAUUGCAACCUUAAAGUCCUUUCAGUAGAUAAGGAUUGCCAGGGAAGAGAAAUGAAGAAGCUUUGUUAAUUUCUGGUAAGACUUGGGGAAUGUUUGGCAGUGACAAAAGAAAUAAAUGACUCUUGGUUAGAAUGA